Molecule: messenger RNA, 3597 nt
Organism: Tyto alba (common barn owl)
Lineage: Eukaryota; Metazoa; Chordata; Aves; Strigiformes; Tytonidae
Gene: RNF214
Product: ring finger protein 214
Exons: 15
Coding region: 78-1952 (624 amino acids)
Molecular function (GO): ubiquitin-protein transferase activity
Source: RefSeq, a predicted model, not a curated record
CGGCUCCGCUCCGGGCCCGGGCCCGGGCCCCGCCGCACCCCCCCGGGGCGCCCCCCCGCCCCCCCCCGUACCCCCCCAUGGCGCUGGAGCAGGCGCAGGCUGACGGCCCCGCCGCCGCCGCCCCGGCCCCGCCGCGCCUCUGCGAGCCCGGUCCCGCCGCGCCGCCCGGCAGCGGCAGCGCCUUCCCCGCCGCGGAGAGCCCCAGCGAGGCCGGCCCCGGCGGAGAGGCGGAGCAGCCCGGCGCGGCCCCGGCGCUGCUGGCGGCGGAGCCCGGGCCGGGCGGCGGGGAGGCGGCGGGGCUUGGCGGCGGCGGCGGCGGGGCGGCGGAGGAGCCCGACCCGGAGGCGGCCCCCGCCAGGCCCUCGCAGACCAUCGCGGUGCAGACGGACUUCAAGACGGCCGACGCGGAUGCGAACACGGACCAGGACAUCGAGAAGAACUUGGACAAGAUGAUGUCGGAGAGGGCUUUGCUGAAGGAGCGUUACCAGGAGGUGCUGGACAAACAGAGGCAGGUGGAGAAUCAGCUGCAGGUGCAGCUCAAGCAGCUCCAGCAGCGGAGGGAAGAAGAGAUGAAGAACCACCAGGAGAUCCUGAAAGCGAUUCAGGAUGUUACGAUCAAGCGAGAAGAGACGAAGAAGAAGAUGGAGAAGGAGAAGAAAGAAUUCUUGCAGAAAGAGCAGGAUCUGAAAGCAGAAAUUGAGAAACUCUGUGAGAAAGGCAGAAGGUUACUGAAAGAGCAGGAGGAGAAGGAGAACAAGAUUGCUUCUCUGAUUGCAGAGCAGUCCGAUGAAAAGCAGCUAUGGGAGAUGGAGCUGGACAAGCUGAAGAACCAGCACAAUGAAAUCAACAGGAACAUUCUCGAGGAGACAGAACGGGCCUGGAAAGCAGAGAUCCUGUCCCUGGAGAGCCGGAAGGAGCUGCUGGUGUUGAAACUAGAAGAAGCAGAAAAAGAAGCAGAGCUACACCUCACCUACCUCAAGUCCGCGCCGCCCACGCUGGAGACGAUGAGGCCAAAGCAGGAGUGGGAGAUGAGGCUGAACAGGAUACGAAUGACCAAGGAAAGUGUCCGCGAUCAGUUCAACGACCACAUUCAGAUGGUGAGGAACGGAACGAAGCUGAGCAGCCUCCCCCAGAUCCCAACCCCGACGCUGCCGCCGCCGCCCUCAGAAACAGAUUUCAUGCUGACGGCAUUCCAGCCCAACCCAUCCCUUACUCCCAGGCUCCCGUUUCCCAUCGGACCAGUUCCCGUUCCCAUGGUCAUGCCGAGUGCUGAUCCUCGGGCGCUUUCCUUUCCUCUCCUCAACCCUGCGAUCUCCAGGCCCAACCAGCCUUCCCCACCGCUGCCGGCUUCCCAGGGAAGGAACAGCCCCGUCGUGGCAUCGCUUCUGGGCACGCACAGCCCCCACAUGACUCCCGCUGCCUCCAUCCCUCCUCCGCCAGGCCUGGGAGGAGUGAACGUCACUCCGGAGUUCCACAGGCCGCAGCCGGCCGAUAAGCUGGAAAAGCUGCUGGAGAAGCUGCUGACUCGGUUCCCACAGUGCAACAAGGCCCAGCUCACCAACAUACUGCAGCAGAUCAAGACUGCUCGGAGGACGAUGGCGGGUCUGACCAUGGAGGAGCUGAACCAGCUGGUGGCAGCCAAGCUGGCGGAGCAGCAGGAGCGGGUGGCGGCCGGGGCGCAGCCUCUGGGACGAAUCAGGGCCCCCAUGUUCUCUGCUCCGCUGCCUCAGAUCAGCACGCCCAUGUUCCUGCCCCCGGCCCAGGUGGCUUACCCUGGAACAGCGUCGCACAGCCCGGCUGCCUGUAAGCUGUGUCUGAUGUGCCAGAAGUUUGUGCAGCCCGGCGACCUUCACCCCAUGGCCUGCUCGCACGUGCUGCACAAGGAGUGCAUCAAAUUCUGGGCACAAAACAACACAAAUGACACUUGCCCCUUUUGUCCAAGUCUCAAAUGACGGCUACUCGAACAAAGAGGCCCCGCGGGAGGAGUUGCUGUGAAUAGACAGGAUCAGUUCUAAGAUUUCUACAGUUCUAUAUUUAUAUGACCAUGUAUACACAUGUACAUUUUUAUUAUAUAGGUAAUGUGUGUAUAGAAAGUCUGUAUACAUACAAAUUCAUAAAUAAAGUGUGUAUAUUAUGCAGUGAUUUGGUGCUGCUCCUUAGGCCUUACCUCGCAGCCUCGCUGGCUUCCCUGCGCCGGAGUGCUCCGGCCUGACCCGCUUGCUGGGAGGCCGGCGGCUGCUGGAACGAGCUCUUCCCGCUUCCCUCCCAGCAGCUCCAGGGCUCCCAGCAGCCCCUCCCCUUGGGCCGCCGCGCGGAGCCGGCCCCUGCCCCCUCCGUCGCCCGGCAGCUCCCCUCUUAGCAAUGAGCAGGUUGCAGGUGAAGAGCGUUUCUUUUGUGGUCUUUUUUUAAUGUAAUAAUAAUUUACCGUGGUAACAUUCAUUGUUCUUACAGAGACAAUAGGUUACAGAGCACUGGGGUCCACAGCGAGGGCGGGCGCUCCCCGUCCCCCUCGGGACAGCCAACCCCUCGCCGUUCCUGCUUCCCCCUCUCCUGUCCCUCCUCCUUGAGCACGGGCUGACGCGCCAACCCUCUCUCCAUGGAUUUCGGUGGGAUUACGAGGUGCUCAGCACCACUUAAAAUCUUGCGCUGGCGCGGUAGGAUUGUUCCCCCACCCCCCACCCCCCCCCCAUCUUUUGCAGCCUGCGGCACAAAUUCUUCGCUGCCGGAGGCACCUCCGCCUCGGGGCUGCUGGGUGGGUGCAAGCGCUGCCGGGGCGCAGCACGCCCGAAGCUGGGCACAGGCCCAAUCCUCCCACGCGCACGCAGAGGCAGAGGCUGGCCAGCGUGCUUUAAGGCAGUGGUCCACAACGGAGUCGCUGGGAUCCCGGGCAGGCAGGAGGGUGCAGAACGUUGCCCUCGGGCCGAGCAGAAUCGCUGGGGGCUGGCGGUUUUGGAGCACGGCGGGGGAACUGGACGCUACUUGCAAGCGCACUGGUAGCGGCGGGGGACGGCUUAGGGGUGCUGUGGCGGUGCCCAGCGCUCAGCCUCUCCUACACUGCGUGCGUUUCCUCCUCCGGCCUCGCGUGCUGGCUCCCUCGCUGCUUUUUCAAAGAAAUAUUUACCUGCAGGCUUUAGUUAACGAGCUUUAUGCUUGGCGAUGCCUGCAGACCGGCAGCGCUCCAGCCCCUCGCCCCGCUCCCACCCGACCCGGUGCCCCGGCACCGCACGUCCCCCCCGGCUUCGGCUCGGGGAGGAGCGUCGCCUUUUAACAAGGGGAUGGUGGCGUUUGAAGCUCAGCACUUCCCCGCCCAAGCUGGAGGCAGAGGAGCGGGGAAGCGCAGCGUUACCAACCGCCUGCGAGCUCCGGGGCGCCCACCCUGGGGCAGGGGACGGUGAGCCAGCAGUGCCCCCUCUCCCCGGGGCAGGGCGGGGGGCCGGUGUCCUUCCACACCGGAAAAAUCCUCCCUCGGCUGUAGGAGCAGGACGAGGACGAGAGUGGCUCGCACUCCGCGUGCGCCCGCCCGCAGCCCACCGGCACCUCCUCCCAAACCAGCCCAGCGCUGGGGCCCUGGCGCUGAGCAGAGGGUUACAAAUAUUU